AUGAUAUCGGCUCUGUUGCUUCUUCUCCUUGUAGCGGCCAGCGCCGCGUAUACAGAGGAGCAACUCAGCUGUCUGUAUCGCUUGUACGAUGAGACAGGUGGCGAGAAUUGGCACGUUAAGACACAUUGGCCACCUCCGGAGUUGCGCGUCUUUCCUCACGACCCGUGCACCUUUGCCGGCAUCACCUGUUCCAAGAAGAAAGACAUAGAGAUGAUCAUUCUCUCUGGGAAUAACCUGGUCGGCAGCCUCCCCGGAUGUUUGCAUGUGUUUGACGUGACAGACAUGGAAUUCUCAACGAAUCAGCUUUAUGGAGAGUUUCCUCGAGUCAACUGCAGCAGGCUCGACACUCUGUACUACAAGUUCAAUAAGUUCACCAGCCUUCCCGAAAACAUUUGUGAUUGUCAUUCUCUUCAGUACUUACACGUUGAGUACAAUGACAUGAGCGGACAUGUCUUCCCAAGUUGCCUGCUAGAGAGGUCUGAGCAAUUUGGGAUUUUCUACGCCGUCAAUAACAAUUUGUAUCUAGACAGCAAAGCCAAAUAUACACCGGCUUCUACAAAUUUCAUCGCAGGAGGCAACGACCUUCAUCUGGACUUCUCCACGGCAUCUCUUGCAAAGUCUCCCGAUACAACAAUGCUAGACAUUUCUGCAACCAAAUCUAAGGGUCACAUAAGCUUCCCAGAGCUUUUCAACAAGUAUUCUUCCGUCAAAGAGCUCAAUCUUCAGGGUAACCUCUUCACUGGUGACCCUUUUACGACAGAAACUCUAAAGCCGAACCAUCUGCUUCAAGUCUUGGACUUGGAUAACAACAGUUUUGCCAGCGUCAUCACAUCUAGCGCUCUCCUCCAAUACUUCAACCAGUAUCCCGCGAAAAUGAUAUCCUUUAGGGUAAGCAACAACCACAUCACUGGACUACCGCCUACCACUAAAAUGCUGGGAGUGAUUCGUGCAAGGUUACCGAAUCUUCAGGCUUUCGAUCUUGGCUCCAAUCCGUUUCUGUGCCCGCCGGACUAUUCUGCUUAUGAAUAUUCCUUAGGCUGCACACAUAUUUUGAUAGAGAAGAUUAGUGUUGCUAAUAAUGCAGGUGUCCAAAUCACCACAUAUCUGUCCACUGAUAUUGCAUUUAAGCAUCUUCCCGUUGACCUCAUUGUUCCUCACUUAUCUGUUAACCUUAUGAACACGACGGCUGGAGUAGAUGCGGAUGAAUGGUUUCUGGUUCCAUCUAUAGACCUCAUGACUCUUGUGGAUGCUAACACUAAUAAGUACAAGGCUACAUUCUCGAUAACCGAAGCAGAUGCUGUCUCUCUCUUCGGAGACAGCUUCCAGAGCAUUACCCCUGACAAAGUUCGCAUCUUGUUUGAUGGCAAGUGCGUCUCCAUACAUGAGAGCCGCAAGAAAGAUGCUGCUGUUGAUAGCCGUUUCAAUGAUGCUGUCUUGCGAGAAUCAGAGGAGAGGUAUCGCCGUACAUCUCAAGGUGCUGAUGACUUGAAGAUUCUCGUGGAGUUCUACGGCAUUUCCAAAUGUCCGGGAUACAUAUCCACAGUCAAUGAGCUGAUCAAUCCAUUCAUACGUCAAUACCCAGAGCUGCUCCAAAUAGUGGACAUCAGAUUUGUGUCGCAGGCCGAUGCAGAAUCGAGGUACUCUGCCCAUGGAAUCACUAUGCACGGGCAAGGAGAGGUGUUUGGAGAUAGGUUUUUGAUGUGUUUGCAAGAAUAUGCCGAUUACUUCAUCUUCAACGAUGUCACCUCCUGUUUAUACGAGGACGGAACAAGCUCCUCCAUCCCAUACGCUAUUGAAGACUGUUUAGAUCAAGUGAUUUCCGAUAAGGCGCUGCAAAAGAAAAUCAUGGACUGCAAAGAUGGCGAGAUGGCAACGUCCCUUUUUGUAGAAUCUAAAAAGAGGUGCCGUCAGUUGGGUGCUGCGUUUUCAUGUACUAUCUUUGCUGACUCUCAGCUUGUAUGUCCAUAUGGUGAUGCCACUUGCCCAUUCGAUCCUUUCGAUAUAGAAUCCUUUGCCGUGUACCUUUGUAACUUGUAUAGAGCCAAAAACUCAUACAUUCAUAAGAUGUGUGAGAACAUUCUGAAGUAA
Molecule: messenger RNA, 2088 nt
Organism: Giardia duodenalis
Lineage: Eukaryota; Fornicata; Diplomonadida; Hexamitidae
Product: Leucine-rich repeat protein
Exons: 1
Coding region: 1-2088 (695 amino acids)
Molecular function (GO): oxidoreductase activity, acting on a sulfur group of donors, disulfide as acceptor
Source: RefSeq, a predicted model, not a curated record